Physella acuta is the source of this 1502-nucleotide messenger RNA. RefSeq names its product 5-methylcytosine rRNA methyltransferase NSUN4. NCBI's taxonomy places the organism in Eukaryota, Metazoa, Mollusca, Gastropoda, Physidae. Gene Ontology annotation, biological process: rRNA methylation. The record is from RefSeq and is a predicted model, not a curated record. Gene Ontology annotation, molecular function: RNA methyltransferase activity. Gene Ontology annotation, cellular component: mitochondrial large ribosomal subunit.
UUCACUUGGUAAUAAGGUUGUAAAAACGAAAGUUGAUCUAAACACAGCGACAAUGUCAUUUUCGACUAAUACUUCGAAGACAAUACUAAAAAAGACAAGUAACUUGUCGCAUUACUAUUUAAUCCCACGGAGAUAUCGCUAUAAACCAAAAUGGGCAGUAAAUUUCAAGAAAGAAACCAAUAGACAACUUGCACUCAGCAACUUUGAUGCUUUCUAUAAACCCUAUUAUGGAAAAGACUGGCCAUCUAUCCGUCUGUCAUUAUUAUCAUUACCAAAGUACACUGCAGUUUUAAACAGAUAUGGAAAUGAAAAGUCCAUACAAUCUCAACUUGAAGACCUUGAUGUCAUUAAUUUUACUGAAUAUGCAAGGAUAUUGUUAACUAAACAGGACAAUAUUUUAACAGAUACUGAAAGUGUCUCUGAACCUCCUAGUGAUAACAAGAAAUUAGAAAACAGUGAAAAUGUGGAGAGUGAACCAGACCCAGUGGGGUUCAACAAGCUGCUGGAGUUUGAAAGAGACAAGUACAAACAAUACAGAGAAGAUGGCCAAGUUCUGGAGCCAUACAGCCAAGACAUUUAUAAAGAUAGUUUAAAUGUUUUUGUUCCUGUUGAUCAAAUAUAUACAGAAAAAGAGCACCUGCUUAAAGAGGAGGUUACCAUGAACACGUUUCGGCCGCGGGAUCUCAGUAUUCCAGUUGUGCCCCUCAGCUCUCUCACCAUACCCAGUUCUAUUAAUGCACUUGUUUAUCCCAAGGGAAAUGUUACACUGUUUCCUCAACCUAAGGCACAUUCAAGAAUUUAUAACUAUUAUCUGAUGGACGCUGCCUCAGUUAUGCCAGUUAUUGCUUUAAAUGUACAGCCAGCCGACCAAGUCCUAGACAUGUGUGCGGCCCCUGGGGGAAAAAGUUUCUUGAUACUUCAGUCUCUGGACUUGGAUGCAGGUGGCUCUUUGCUUUGUAACGACAUCUCACUGAGUCGACUUCAGCGUUUGAAGAACGUUUUGUUCUCCCACUUGCCAAAAGAUUUAGCUGCCCAGGUCCAAGUGAGAAAAGCAGACGGCUUUGAGGCUCUUCAACCUGUUUACAAUAAAGUGUUGGUGGAUGUGCCGUGUAAUGCAGAUCGCCACGCCGUCACUGAGGAGGAUAAUGGUUUGUUUAAAAUGUCAAGGACACGUGAGCGUCUGGAUCUGAUGAAGACUCAACAAGAAUUACUCAAAACUGCCAUCCAUAUGUGUGUACCAGGGGGGGACAUUGUUUACUCUACCUGCACAUUAGCACCUGCACAAAAUGAUGGCGUCAUACAGGCUGUCUUGGAGGAUUUGUGGCAAACUUCAGAGAUUGAGGUUGUAGUGGAGGACUUGAGGCCACUGACCAAGCUGUUUAACCACAUCUUCAAGUUCCAUCAGCACUCCAGCUACGGACAGAACAUUAUUCCAACCAUCACUAAUAAUUUUGGACCCUCUUAUUUUGCUAAACUGAAAAGAAUAAAGUGAAUGAAAUCAA